This is a messenger RNA of Amphibalanus amphitrite, 2579 nucleotides long. Its product is annotated as potassium channel subfamily K member 15-like. Gene Ontology annotation, molecular function: potassium ion leak channel activity. The transcript has 6 exons. The record is from RefSeq and is a predicted model, not a curated record. NCBI's taxonomy places the organism in Eukaryota, Metazoa, Arthropoda, Thecostraca, Balanomorpha, Balanidae. Bases 76 to 1377 code for a protein of 433 amino acids. Gene Ontology annotation, biological process: stabilization of membrane potential; potassium ion transmembrane transport. Gene Ontology annotation, cellular component: membrane.
CGCCUCCGUCGGCGGCGGCGGCGGCGGCGGUCACUCCACUCGAGUCGCCGUCACGCCGCCGGCCGGAGCGGGCCCAUGUACGCCGACGGCGUGCGUGUGACCGUGGUCAGUGAGCUGCUGCGUGUCGAUCCGCCGCCCGCCGCCGGACUGGACGCGGCCGGCCAGCCGGCGGCGGCCGAUGGCCAGCACCGCGACCAGGAGCGCGGCGAGCGCGGCCGGCCGCCGCCCAGCCGCGGCGCGCCGCUCUCGGCCGGAGCGGAGAAGGCGGCCGCCGCGCAGCAGGAGCGCUGGCUGCUGACGGGCGCCACGGGCCUGUCGCGCCGCUGGGUCACCACCACCAUCCUGUUCGGCAUCAUCUUCGCCUACUGCGUGCUGGGCUCGUUCAUGUUCCAGGCGAUUGAGGGCCCGCUGGACCGCGAGAGUGUUGAGCGCUCGGCGGCGCUGCGCCAGGGCGUAGUGGACGAUAUCAUGGAGCAGCUGCUCGCCAACUUGUCGUGCCACAACGCGUCCGAGGAGGGCGAGCCGGUGUCAUCCGAGUGCGGCAGGCUGCUCGGACAGCUGCGCGGCGCGCUCAACGCGCACGUCACAGAGCGCGUGGUGCAGUUCGAGACGGACCUAGUAGCCAUGGUGAAACGGGGCUUUUACCGUACCAGUCCACAGUGGGACUUUUGGUCGGGCUGGUUCUACAGCGGCACCAUCAUCACCACUAUAGGUUACGGGCACAUGGUGCCGGCCACCACGGUCGGCCGCGCCAUCACCAUGCUGUACGCGCUGAUAGGCGCACCACUGUUCCUGGUGCUGCUCUCCGACUCGGGCAAGCUGCUGACGCGCUCGCUGAAGCUGAUGUGGGCCGUUCUGAGCCGGCUGGCCGACACGCUUCGCUCGCCGAACCGCUCGCUGCAGGCCGUCUCUGCCGCCGUCCGGAUUCGAGCCAGCAGUCCUAGUUACGUGGUGGACGAGCAGUUUGACCUUCCAAUAAUGGUGGCCUUGUCAUUAGCGCUGUGUUACCUUCUAAUGGGAGCAGCAAUAUUCCAGCAAAUAGAAGAUUGGAACUACUUUGAAUCACUCUAUUUUGUCGUUAUCUCCAUGUUUACUAUUGGAUUUGGAGACUAUGUUAUCUCGGAUUCGGCCACGAUGGCCGCGUCGAUGGCGUACUUCGUCUUCGGGCUGGCGCUCACCUCCAUGUGCAUCAACAUUGUCAAGUUGCGCUUUUCUGCUUUCUUCACGACGGUGGGAACGACCAUCACCGACCAGCUGCGCAAGGGCUCGCGCUCGCUGACACCGCGCCGCGUGGAGGUGGCGCCUGUGCACGGCGCAGACCGGGGCGAGGCCAAGGUGGCCUGGCACACCAAGAGCCCGUUCGUCAGCAGCUCCUGAGGACCGGCGGGAUGCUGAGGCGCGGCGGUCGGCGGGCAGACAGGUCUGCCGUGACCCGAGCUACCGAGCAGCAAUUAGAACAGUUAGAACUCUGGACAGUGGAGCGGAUCGACGACACGAAUCAGAGGAUUGACCCGCUCACCAUAAGCCGGCUGAGAGCGCAUUCAACAUUGAGGUCGGGUUGGAAAGCCCCGUGUCGUCAGGCAGAUGGGCGGGUGCGGGUGCGGGGGCGGGGGCGGGUCGAUGACCGUCAGAACGGUGACACGCACUCCGCCCGGCCCCCGCACCGGCGCCGGGGGAGCGGCACGGCGAUCCUCUUUACGUGGUGACAAUGGCGCCGCGCCGCCACACACCGGCGGUGACCAGUCUCGGCAGGUGGGACGGCCAGGGUGAGCUCACCGGGGCGUUACCAGUUACUGCCGUCCAGUGCAAUCCAGUCCAGUCCAGUGCUGCUGUCAGUCCGGUCCAAAGCAGCGAUCAAGUCUAGUUCAGUCCCAGCCUCUAGCUCUUCAUCCACUCCAGUUAGAGACUGCCGUCCAGUCUUCUCAAGUAACGUCCAGUUCCGUCCAGUUUUGCCGUCCGCUCCAGUCCAGCGCCUAUGAGGUGACAAGAGGCAUUUUGAGGGAAUGAACGUCUAUUUCACUGGCGUCCCGCCACGCUAUUUACUACGCAUUGCUGCUGCAAUGAAAUGGUUGCUAGUUUCUUCAUAACUGCCUCGAUUUGACAGUUAGUGAAAAUGCUCUGUUAUUGUUACUUGUAGAUGUGUGUAAGAAAUGGUCCGAAUCUGCGACCCUGUCGACAUUUGUCCUGUGAUAUAUUCUGGAUAGCCUUCUAGCCGCGUUUCGUGGUGGACUCUCCAUUGACUAGGGAGUCAUAGAUUCAUAAUUCAUAUAGUCGGGCCUCUGGUAUUGCCGUUCCCGCGAGCGGCCGGCGCGCCUGCCGGUCGAUAGGACCAUGCGACGGAGACACAUUAUGUAUGCCACUGAACUUCUUAUGCAUGUCUCAACAGAGUGUUAUUUUUGUGAGUCAUUACCUGAUCGAUGGUGCAGAUUGUGUGCGGAACGGUAGAUAUUUUAACCGCGGACAGACAUGCAGUCUUGUUGUGUGUGAAGCCAGCUUUAGGAGUUGAGAGCCACCUACCGGGCCCGUCCUCUGCACAGAUGCGCUGUAUUUCGAGGCGCCAAUAAAGGGCCGUUGCCAUA